Ciona intestinalis (vase tunicate) is the source of this 414-nucleotide messenger RNA. The record is from RefSeq and is a predicted model, not a curated record. Lineage: Eukaryota; Metazoa; Chordata; Ascidiacea; Phlebobranchia; Cionidae.
UUUUUGUUGGUAACAAGCGAUAUUUUUAGCAGAUAUGGCCUUCGUUGCUGGGUAGUACUUUGUUAGUUCACACACUUUUAGUAGCACUGGAAUUAUAAAAUGGCAUCUGGAGGAAUGUCGUGGCAAUAUUAUAACAACCAGCAGAAGUACCAACAUGGUACUUCAUUUGGAACCUCGGGUGAUGCACCAGCAAACACAGAUAUGAAAGACAUGCACUUAAAAAUGUCAAAGAAAAUAGCACAACUUACAAAGGUAAUUUAUGCGCUGAACACGAAGAAUGAUGAGCAUGAAGCUGCAAUGAAUGCUUUAAAAGACGCUCAUGAAGAAGAAACUCAACAAAUCUUGGCCGAAACUGCUGCAAAAAUUCAACAGUUCAGAAUUAAAAUAGGAAAUGACUUGGACCUACGAAAGUAA